AUGACAAAAAAUAGGCGCGCGCAGGCGAUACACGACAGCUGUGCCGAGCUGUGCCAGGCGAAGCUGCUGACCAGGGCGGAAGAGUAUGAGCUGGGCACGAAGAUUCAGACGCUCAUGGGCCACGUCGGCGCGAGGCAGGAGCUCGCGGCCGGACUGGGCCGGGCGCCGACGUUCUCGGAGUGGGCGGAGUCUCGCCGCAUGACGGUGGUCGAGCUCGAGGAGAGCCUGAAGGUGGGCGGAGCGGCCAAGAAGACGAUGGUGGAGGCGAACAUGCGCAUGGUAAUCUCGAUCGCGAGGAAGUACCAGCACCUGGGCGUGCCCCUGACGGACCUCAUCCAGGAAGGGUCCCUCGGGCUUGUGCGAGCGGUGGAGAAGUUCGACCCUGAGCGAGGCUUCAAGCUCAGCACGUACUCGGCGUGGUGGAUUCAGCAGGCGAUUUUUAAGGUUCGGGCUGGAAGACGGGAAGCGAAAGUCCCUGCGGCAGAUCGCGGAGAUGGUGCGCACGUCGCAGAACUACGUGCGACGCGUGGAGGGCACGGCUAUGAGGAAGCUGCGUGCCCCGGAGCAGCAGCGACGCCUCCGAGACUUCAGCAACUCCUCCUCCCUCUCCGCCUCGACCGCAACGUCUUGGGAGGAGCUGUUGGCCGCCGCCGCGGCCGCCUCCUCUUCGAACCAAAAUCGGAAUCGUGGCCGCGGCGGGCGGCGGGCGAGACGAGGAGUUUCGGGUCGCCGUAG
Ectocarpus siliculosus is the source of this 735-nucleotide messenger RNA. NCBI's taxonomy places the organism in Eukaryota, Phaeophyceae, Ectocarpales, Ectocarpaceae. The record is from the annotation of a GenBank genome assembly.